AUGGGUUUUCUUGAUGGAACGUUUUAUGCAACACCGCCAUUUUUCGAUCAAAUCUUUACUAUCCACGGCUUGAAGUUUGAUUGCGCUUUUCCAUGUAUAUUCGCAGUGCUGCCCGAUCGAAAAAAAGCAACGUAUCAAGAACUAUUUCAAGAAGUAAAAUCUAUUGCGGCAUCUAUGGGUCAAAUAUGGCAACCCGAUCAAAUCAUGUCUGAUUUUGAAACAGGUCUCAUGCCAGCAGUAUCUGCAGAAUUUCCUUUAUGUGUUCAUAAAGGCUGUUUCUAUCACUACUCGCAGUGCUUGUACCGACGUAUUCAAUCUACUGGUUUAGCUACAGCUUACUCUCAAGACGAAGCAUUACGAAGUUGUUGUAAAAAGCUCAUGGCUCUUCCAUUUCUACCAAUUAAUGAAGUUGAAAAUGCUUUUUAUUCUUUACGUACAACAGCUGAUCAAGAGGUGAAAAAAAAACUCCGUGAUUUAUUUUUAUAUUUUGAUGAUUAUUGGUUAAACACUGUGCCUGUUGAAAUGUGGAACAUCCAUGGAUGUGAUCAUCGCACUAACAACAUUUGUGAAGGAUUUCACAGUCGACUGAAUCGAAGAAUCGAAAGCGCACAUGGAAAUAUGUGGUCAUUCAUCCGAUGCAUCAUUAGCGAAGAAGCUCGGUUUCAACACUUGUAUGUGCAAACCAUCACAGGUGCACGACGUCGACCAGUUCCACGUUCUACAAAUAGUAUUCAAGGGCGUAUUGAUACGCUUAUGGCUCGAUAUAACGACAAAAACAUUGAUGUGGAACAAUUGUUGGACAAUUUAUCGUUACUCAUUGGGAAGAAAAAAUAA
Messenger RNA from Adineta ricciae, 834 nucleotides. The record is from the annotation of a GenBank genome assembly. Lineage: Eukaryota; Metazoa; Rotifera; Eurotatoria; Adinetida; Adinetidae.